This is a messenger RNA of Cuscuta epithymum, 1773 nucleotides long. The record is from the annotation of a GenBank genome assembly. Lineage: Eukaryota; Viridiplantae; Streptophyta; Magnoliopsida; Solanales; Convolvulaceae.
AAAGGAGAAAGGUAAUACGAUAGUAUUGAACAUUUGAACAUAUACCCAAACGGACCUGCAAUUUAAAUAAAUAAAUAGCCGCAAGGUGCUAGGUUUUGGGAAUCGCUGGGAGACAGCAAUACGAGCGCAGAAAGAGGGCCUCAAUCUAGGCGCUUUAUCUCUCUUCGUUUUCCCUUCUAUCGCUAGGGUUUUUUUUGUUCCUCUCCUCAUUCCUUCUUCAGCCAUGAGCGACGCCAAAGACGCCCUCGAUAUGUCCGAUCUCCGUGCUGCUUUGAAUUCAGAUGAUAGAGCUGAUCUUGUCAGUGCUCUCAAAAAUAAGCUUCAGGAUCUUACUGGGAAACACUCGGUUGUGCUUGAGAACUUGUCUCCAAUUGUAAGAAAGCGUGUUGAUGUCCUCAGAGAGGUUCAGGCUCAACAUGAUGAGCUGGAAGCAAAAUUCAAUGAAGAGAGGGCAGCACUGGAAGCUAAGUACCAGAAACUUUAUCAACCACUAUAUUCAAAGAGAUAUGAAAUUGUAAAUGGAGUUGUUGAUGUAGAAGGGAAUGAAUCAGAAACUCCUGCAGAUGGAGGAAAUGGAGUCCCUGAUUUCUGGCUUACUGCUAUGAAGAAUAAUGAAGUGUUGUGUGAAGAGAUCACAGAACGUGAUGAAGGCGCUCUUAAAUAUCUAAGAGACAUCAAGUGGUCCAGAGUUGACGAACCUAAGGGAUUUAAGCUUGAAUUUUGCUUUGACACCAACCCAUUUUUUAAGAAUUCUGUUUUGACGAAAGUGUAUCACAUGAUCGACGAAGAUGAACCAAUUCUAGAGAAAGCGAUUGGGACUGAGAUAGAAUGGUAUCCUGGAAAGUCCUUGACACAGAAAAUACUGAAGAAGAAGCCCAAGAAGGGAUCUAAGAAUGCUAAACCUAUCACUAAAACUGAAAAGUGUGACAGUUUCUUCAACUUCUUUAGUCCGCCUCAAGUUCCAGAGGAUGAAGAUGACAUUGACGAAGAUGCUGCCGAGGAGCUCCAAAAUUUGAUGGAGCAGGACUAUGAAAUUGGGUCAACAAUUCGAGACAAAAUCAUUCCACAUGCUGUGUCUUGGUUCACAGGUGAGGCUGUUCAGGAAGAGUUUGAAAUAGAUGAUGAAGAUGAUGAGGAAGAUGAAGACGAUGAGGAAGAUGAAGAUGAUGAGGAAGAUGAUGAAGACGAUGAUGAAGAGGAGGAUGAAGAUGCCAAGCCCAAGAAGAAGUCUCCUGCUACACACAAGAAAACCGGACGGGCACCUGCAGUGGAUGGCCAGCAGGGUGAGCGGCCUCCUGAGUGCAAGCAGCAGUAAAGAAGUGUCUCAAGGCUGGUUCUCCUGAUUGGUCUGAAGGGAAUGGGAUGGAGAAUUGGCUUAGUUGGUGUGGUGGUGCUUUUGUUGGCUUGAAGGGACAAAAUUUUGAUCUGUUUGCAAAUCUUGCGUGAUAUAUUAUUUAUUACUCGUAUGUUUGUAUUGUUUUUGCAAGUUACGUUACUAUUAUUUUGUUGGGAUUCAGAAAAUAGUUUGGUCGUCUCUUGUCAUCUCGUGAAGUAAAUUGUCUUGUUGGAGUCGAUCUGAUUGGAACAUUUGUAUUGUAGCUUCAUACUCUUAAUCCCUUUACUCCCCCAUUAUUUCAUCCAAGUGGAAUUUCGCUUCUUUUCUGAAUUUUAAGGUAUUAUUUUGUAAAGUCAAGUAAUCAACGUUGCUCCGAACUUGAUUUAUUCCUAUUUUACAUGUGUUGCCCGAACAAAAUUAAUGAGUUAUUACCUACU